Styela clava is the source of this 2211-nucleotide messenger RNA. NCBI's taxonomy places the organism in Eukaryota, Metazoa, Chordata, Ascidiacea, Stolidobranchia, Styelidae. The record is from RefSeq and is a predicted model, not a curated record.
AAAAAUUUUUUUUUAGCAAAUUUAUGAAGUAAUGAGCACGAGAGUCUUCAUGUAAUUUAGUCAAAAUAUAUUUAUUGUAAUUUAGUCAAAAAAUACUUUAUAUUUAAUAAAUAAAAUAAUUGUAGCGACCAAAUUGAAACUCCCGUAUGUAUUUUUUCUCGCGCUCUGGUGCGCCGCCACCAGCUACUCGCCAUGCCGUUCGCAAGUCUUUGUUCUCGACAGUGUUGUUUUGGCUGUGGCGGUGUGCAGACUAUAUCUCUCAAAAAGAACUAUAAUCUUAAGUAAUGAAAAUUUUAUAUUUAUAUGGCCAUGGAAUCUAUUACUAAAAAAAGGAAAAUAGCAGAAGAAAAGAGGAAAUUUAAUAUCCAAUGGACGGAAAAAUAUUUUGUGACCGAGUUAUUUGGCAAUAUAACAUGUCUUAUAUGUAAUGAUAAGAUUAGCGUAUGCAAGGAAUACAAUGUCAGACGUCAUUAUGUUUCGAAACAUGAGUCAGAAUAUCAGACAUUUAAUGAAGAAAGAAGAAAAACGAAAAUUGAAGAAUUGACAAAGGCAAUUAGCUCACAACAAGCUAAUCUUCAAAAACAUAUUGUUAAAAGUGGAACAUGUACAAAAGUUAGUUACCUUAUAGCUGAGAAAUUAGCUAAGAAAGGAAAACCUCUUAUUGAUGGAGAAUUAAUAAAAGAAUGCAUUGUUAUUGCUUUUAAUGAGUACUGUCCAGACAAGGUGAAUUUAGUAAAGGAAGCAUGUCUAUCACAUCAGACAAUUGGCAGAAGAAUUGAUGACUUGGGUGAUAAUAUUGAAGGCAUACUGAAGGACAAAUUAUCUGCAUGCGUUCUUUACAGUUUAGCGUUGGAUGAAAGUAUUGACCAAAGUGAUACUGCACAAUUAGUUAUUUUCAUUAGAGGAAUUGAUGAAAAUUUCAAUAUUAUUGAAGAAAUGUUGGACUUGUGUCACAUAAAGGGCACAACAAGAGGCAAGGACAUAUAUGAGAUUGUUAAUUUGUCAUUAGAUAAAUUCAAUAUUGAUAGGAAAAACAUUUAUUCAAUUACAACUGAUGGUGCUCCUGCCCUGACUGGUCAACACAAUGGUUUUAUUAGUUUAUUUAAAGAAUCUGUUGAUCAUGAGAUUCUCAGUUACCAUUGCUUGAUACAUCAACAACAAUUAUGUGCUCAAAAGCUAAAUAUGAAACAUUUGAUGACUGAUCUUGUCAAGGCUGUUAAUUUCAUCAGAUCACGGGGUUUAAAUCAUCGCGAAUUUAAAGCAUUCUUGGACGAAGUUGGCAGUGAAUAUGAAGACGUAGUAUAUUUCUCAGAAGUUAGAUGGCUCAGUAAAGCAGCAACCUUAAAAAGAUUUCAGUUAUUGUUGCCUGAAAUAAAAGUGUUCUUGGAAAAAAAGAAGCAAAAUGUGGAUUUUUUAGAAAAUGAAGAAUGGUUGAAUGAUUUAUCUUUCUUUGUAGACAUCACCGAAGUAUUAGCUGAACUUAAUUUGCAUUUACAAGGAAAGGACCAAUUAUGUUCCUCAAUGUUUGAGCGAAUAACUAGUUUCACAAAGAAAUUGGAACUUUUUAUAGCACAGCUAAAAGCUGGUAAAAUUGUACACUUCCGUAGUCUAUCUGAAAGAGAAAAAAAGUUUUCUGUAAACUAUGAAAAAUAUACUAAAUUAUGUGAGGAUUUGCUUGGAGAGUUUACGAUUAGAUUUUCUGACUUUAGAAAGAUUGAAAUUGAGUUAAAAUUGUUUAGUGAUCCAUUUUCAUUUGAAUAUGAUAAAGCACCAGUGGAGUACCAACUUGAACUGAUUGAGCUGCAAAGUCGGGAAGGUUUAAAAACUUUUCACAGGGAGAACACACUUCCUUCAUUUUAUAAGAAAUUGCAUUCUCUCAAAAAUGAAUUCAAUCAAAUUCUAAAUUUAUCCAGAAAAUUAUUAUGUAUGUGGGGAAGUACAUACUCUUGCGAGCAGUUUUUUUCAAGCAUGAAAAACAUUAAAACUGCAGAAAGAAACAGGUUGACUGAUAGACAUUUAGCAAACAUUCUUAGAAUUAAGAAUGCAUCCUUCGAUGCAAAUAUUGAAAACAUUAUGGCUGGAAGACAAAGUCAAAAGUCUCAUUGAUUUAAUAUUGAUUAAUUAAAUUUAAUGUGUUUUUUAUGUAUAGCUACAUAUAAACAUUACAAUAUUUACAACGUUGUAAUAAUGUAAAUAAACUGUAUUCACGUG